Messenger RNA from Dovyalis caffra, 981 nucleotides. The record is from the annotation of a GenBank genome assembly. Lineage: Eukaryota; Viridiplantae; Streptophyta; Magnoliopsida; Malpighiales; Salicaceae.
AUGAAGCAUUUUGGUAAAUAUGGUGAAAUUACUGAUUCUGUGAUAAUGAAGGACCGGAUAACAGGGCAGCCUCGUGGAUUUGGCUUUGUGACCUAUGCAGAUCCAUCUGCUGUUGAUCAAGUCAUUCAGGAUACUCAUAUUAUCAAUGGCAAACAAGUAGGGUUUUGCUGUGGUGCUGAUGUCGAAAUCAAGCGAACAAUACCAAAGGGAGCUGUUGGGUCUAAGGAUUUUAAGACCAAGAAGAUUUUUGUUGGUGGAAUACCUGCAGUGGUGAUUGAAGAUGAGUUCAAGGAAUUCUUUUCGCAAUUUGGAGAGGUUACAGAACAUCAAAUCAUGCGGGACCAUUCGACCAAUCGUUCUCGCGGGUUUGGAUUUAUUACAUUUGAUUCAGAACAGGCAGUUGAUGAUCUCUUGGCCAAGGGAAAUAAACUCGAGCUGGCUGGAAGUCAGGUGGAGAUCAAGAAGGCUGAGCCAAAGAAGGCUAACCCGCCUCCACCUCCAUCAAAGCGUUAUAAUGAUUCAAGACCUCCAUUUCGUGGUGGAUUUGAUGAUGCUUAUGGUGGAUUUGGAGGUGGUGGGUUUGGAGGCAUUGGUAGUUAUAGGUCUGGAGGGGCCUACGGAAGUAGAGCUGGUGCUUAUAGUGGCUAUGGUGGAGGUGAAUUUGGUGGCUAUGGAGGGUAUGGAGUCGGGGGUAUCAGCGCUUAUAGGGGAGAGCCCUCUUUAGGAUAUACUGGUCGUUAUGGAGGACUGUACAGCAGAGGUUAUGAUUUAGGUGGUGGAGGAUAUGGUGGCCCAGGUGAGAAUUAUGGCGGAUAUGGCGGCGGCAGUGGCGGCGGCGGCGGUUCUGGUGGUAGCUAUGGAAAUAGCUAUGACACUGGUCUUGGAGGUGGGUAUGGAGGUAAUAAUGGAGGCUCCAUGUAUGGAAGCAGAGGGGGAUAUGGUGGUGCCGGGAGUGGUAGAUAUCAUCCUUAUGGGAGGUAG